AAAAUUUGUAAUUACUUUUGAUUUAUAUUUAACGACCGGCGAUCGAUGCAUCUGCAAGCAACGCCCCCAAAAGGAAAGAAGGGAAAAGCACUUACGUUGUGGUUUACGCAGCUCCACUUCCCCAGACGACGAGAGAGAGAGGGGAAAGGGCUUCUCCUUGCGUUGUUUGACCGAUGGAAUCGGAGAACAUCGAGUGCGUCUCGGUGUCGGAUGGGAUGGUGGAAGAGGAGGAGGUCGCCCAUGUUCCCCACCCCUUCUUGAAGCCUCGCGGCAACGGAAGCGGGACCGUCAGCGGCGGCGGCGUAGGAGGAGGGGGCGUUCCAGCGCCGGUGAUCAGCCCUGUGGCUAGGGUGCAUGAGUUACUGGAGUGCCCCGUCUGCACCAACUCGAUGUACCCUCCGAUCCAUCAGUGCCACAAUGGACACACUCUGUGUUCAACUUGUAAGUCCAGGGUGCAUAAUCGUUGCCCUACGUGUAGGCAAGAACUUGGGGAUAUCAGAUGUUUGGCAUUGGAGAAAGUGGCUGAGUCACUUGAGCUUCCUUGCCGAUAUUUGUCAUUGGGAUGCCCUGAAAUUUUUCCAUAUUACAGCAAGCUCAAGCAUGAAGCUCAAUGCAAUUUUAGGCCAUACAACUGCCCCUAUGCAGGUUCUGAAUGCUCUGUUGUCGGCGAUAUUCCUUUCCUAGUUGCCCAUUUAAGAGAUGAUCACAAGGUAGAUAUGCACAUUGGUUCCACAUUCAACCAUAGAUAUGUAAAGUCAAAUCCCAGAGAGGUUGAAAAUGCUACCUGGAUGUUGACUGUGUUUCACUGUUUCGGGCAGUAUUUCUGUUUGCACUUUGAGGCCUUUCAGCUGGGGAUGGCUCCAGUGUACAUGGCUUUCCUUCGUUUUAUGGGCGAUGAGAACGAAGCAAGGUACUAUAGCUACAGCCUUGAAGUUGGUUCAAAUGGCAGGAAAUUAAUAUGGGAAGGUAUCCCUCGGAGCAUUCGUGAUAGCCACCGAAAAGUCCGGGACAGCCAUGAUGGUCUCAUAAUCCAGAGAAACAUGGCACUCUUCUUCUCUGGCGGAGAUAGGAAGGAGCUGAAACUGCGGGUCACUGGUCGCAUAUGGAAGGAGCAGCAGAACCUUGAUGCCGGAGUGUCUACCCCUAAUCCCUGUAGCUGAUGGUUAGCAAAAAAAAAAAAAAA
Musa acuminata subsp. malaccensis (wild Malaysian banana) is the source of this 1183-nucleotide messenger RNA. Its product is annotated as E3 ubiquitin-protein ligase SINAT4. Gene Ontology annotation, biological process: ubiquitin-dependent protein catabolic process; multicellular organism development. Gene Ontology annotation, cellular component: cytoplasm. Gene Ontology annotation, molecular function: zinc ion binding; ubiquitin protein ligase activity; protein binding. The record is from RefSeq and is a predicted model, not a curated record. NCBI's taxonomy places the organism in Eukaryota, Viridiplantae, Streptophyta, Magnoliopsida, Zingiberales, Musaceae.